This is a messenger RNA of Myxocyprinus asiaticus (Chinese sucker), 2944 nucleotides long. Its product is annotated as polynucleotide 5'-hydroxyl-kinase NOL9-like. Gene Ontology annotation, biological process: cleavage in ITS2 between 5.8S rRNA and LSU-rRNA of tricistronic rRNA transcript (SSU-rRNA, 5.8S rRNA, LSU-rRNA). Gene Ontology annotation, molecular function: polynucleotide 5'-hydroxyl-kinase activity. Gene Ontology annotation, cellular component: nucleus. Lineage: Eukaryota; Metazoa; Chordata; Actinopteri; Cypriniformes; Catostomidae. The record is from RefSeq and is a predicted model, not a curated record. Bases 359 to 2494 code for a protein of 711 amino acids. The transcript has 13 exons.
UGAGCGCUGCACAAAAUUGCUUCCGUUAGUCACCGAGUCGUUUCGUUGACAUGCUUCCAACUCUGAUGUUUUUAUGCUUUCAAUCGCUUGUUUGCAUCAAUCAAACACCUUCGUCUCGUCUAGUGAAGUGGAACCACGACAGAAUCGUGCAGCGUGAUUUUAGUGUUCACAUGGAGCCACUGCCAGUUACAUAGAAAUACAGUGAACAGGCAGAUCGUCAUAUGCGUGUUUCACAUUUCUGAUUUUAAUCAUAUCUGCAUGCACAGGAGUGUAUACAGCACAUAACGUCUUCUCACUUAAAACAGGCGCCACCCUGCUCUGGGUUUAUGUCGUUUCUAGUCUCGUUAGAGUUCAUCGGAUGACAAUGAAAGUUCAGAAAGUCUCUUCUCGAUCCCAACAUGAGCAACGAAUCGCCACUAAACGUCACGGCAAGAAUAAGUGGCUCAAAAAAGUACGCAAUCUGGACUCGGCUCUCUCAAGUGCAAGUUCUGGCACUGCUAAAUUGGAGCAACAGAUAGCCAAAAGGGAGAAACCUAGGUUAAAACGGUUGAAGAAGUCGUAUGCAAAGCCUGUGACUUUGAUCCCUGAAAACAGUUAUACUGAGGAGGGAAAGGUGACUUUUGCUCAUGUCCACACAAACGGAGGCACAGAACUGGAGGGCAACAGCAAUUCCGAGGACUCCCAAGAAUGGAGCGCUUAUGCCAAGAGUGUUCUUCAGAACGGUGUGGAGAGUUCAACGCUACCUGACACAGAGCAGUUGGAAAAGGACGGUCUUCAAUACCAUUCCCAGCUUGACCAUGCUCAAAAUCGUGCUGUUUUAGUCUUGCAACAAGGCCAGGUCUUGUGUUUCCGUGGAAAGUGCCUGCUCACUUGCCUCUAUGGUCGUGUAGAGGUGGUUGGCUUCACUAUAGAGGAGGGCCAACAAUCUUACCCCCUUUUCUCACCACCCACACACUGCCCUCUCACCAUCACUGCCUUAGGAAACAACUCCCACUCCACCAAGAACAAGAAAGAGGGGCGACUGGAGGCGAAAGCCAUUGUUCGCAAAUACCUCUCUUCAGAGCCAUGUAAGAGGCUCAUCAGUGAGGUGGACUCGGAAUCCUGUGUGCUGCUCCUAGAACCCUUGGACACACCCCUUACUCGCUUUCUCAGCAGCUUCUCAGAACUCAGUGAGGUCUUUGGAGUCAACUCGAGGGAGCUGAGGUCUCAGGCUGCCAUCUAUAACCCUGCUCUGUCAGCCGUGGGUGUGACAGCUCUGUGUGGACCCUGUGCACAGGGUCUGGUGAUGUCAUGCAGCUACAGAGAGGCCCUAAGCAGCUUGCUCAAAGCCUGGGCAGGGGAGUUUGACAGCUGUCCCAUCAUCCUUGUAUGUGGUGGGAGAAACUCUGGCAAGUCCACCUUCAGUCGUCACCUUAUUAACAGCCUGCUCAAUCACACUGCAAGUGUUGAGUAUUUGGAGUGUGAUCUAGGCCAGACUGAGUUCACCCCUCCUGGUUGCCUUUCCUUAAGCACUGUUACAGAGCCACUAUUGGGGCCUCCUUUCACACACUUGCGUGACCCGGAGCACAUGGUGUACUAUGGUUUGACAGAUUGCCAGGCUGACAUAGAUCGGUAUUUGGAGUCCCUGAAAUCCCUCUGGCGCCAUUGCAGUGGAGAGAGUCCGGUCAUCAUCAACACUAUGGGCUGGGUCAAAGGCCAGGGCUUUCAGAUUCUUGUUGAUCUCAUCCGCCUUUUUUCCGUGACACACGUGGUUCAGCUGAGUUAUGGGGAUGUCCCACAGUGUCAACAUCUUACUCCAGACUUCCUCAGAACUGCCCACGGCUGGCAGACACACCCUCCAACACCACCCACCCUGACAGAGGAGUCCACCAGUCACCUCACUGUUCAAUCUCAUGUAUUUCUCAACAUCCUCUCAGAAUUCGAAGGUGCUGGGACAUCUGGAAAAAUGCGGCAUCAGCGUAGUAAUGAGCUACGAGACCUGGCUUUGCUCAGCUACUUCAGUCAGCUGCAGUCCACAGACCCGGGCCCCAUCCGCCCUCUCCACUGCUUCAUACCCUACCAGGUCCCACACUCAUCAUUGGCUAUAGGGGUAACACACUGUGAGGUCGCACCCAACCACAUUCUGUAUGCAGCCAAUGCCAGUCUAGUGGGAUUAUGCUGUCUGAGUGAAAAAGUCAUGGGCAGAGGAGGUCCUGUUGUGCUCUCCCAAACUCCCAUCUGUCAAUGUGUGGGCCUAGGUGUUCUGAGAGGGGUAGAUAUGGCACAAGGUCUGUACUUCCUGAUUACUCCCGUGUCUCCAUCUGUCCUGAGGCAUGUGAACUGUCUUCUGCUGGGAGAGAUCACUCUGCCUAAAUUACUGCUCACCAUGCAGCAUGGAGUUGAAGCAGAAUUGCCAUACGUCACCACAGACUACAGCUUUGAAGUCACAGGGGCAGGAAAGCUCCAGGUCUACAAAGGAUUAACAAGACCUGGUUUUUUAAAGUCAAAUAACUAAGCUUUUCUGUAUGGACUCUGCUUUCUGUGAAUUACAUUUGUAUCUUUGUAUUUGUUUUAUAUCCUGAGUAUUGACUUAAAAAAUUGCCAUUGAAUGUACAAAUCUACACCAGUAUCUUGGCUUUUGGAAUUGUAUACUAUGAGGAAAUAGGGUGAAUGGUAACAUGUUGUUUUCUAUAUCUCUUGGUGAAUGGCUCCAUGUUAAAGAUCUGUAUGGAUGACAACUGUUCCUCAUGUUAUGAUUUGCUGUACUGGUACAGUUUUUCAACAUGUUAAGAAUACGUUCAUUGUGAGUCCUUGUAAUUUUUCCAUAAGUCGCAUUCCCAAACCAAGAUAAUUUGGACUGUAAAAUAUUAAAAUGGGUUUCUUUUUUGUCAAGAAAAAUGACUUGAUCAUUGCUUGAAUUUUUUGUAUUAAAUAUUGCGUUAAAAAUGAAGUAAAUACACCAGCA